AUGUCUCGGAACAGCAACAAGAAACCCGUCGGGUUCGCUACGCACAUCAUUGCUGGAGGUAUCGCUGGUGGGUGUGAAGCGCUAGCAUGUCAGCCAUUGGACACCAUCAAGGUCCGAAUGCAACUUUCAAAAUCUGGAUUGACACCUGGAACUAAACCUCGAGGAUUCAUCGCGACCGGAGCAUACAUCGUCAAACGCGAAACACCAUUAGCGCUCUACAAAGGUCUCGGCGCCGUUCUGUCAGGGAUCGUGCCGAAGAUGGCCAUCCGCUUUGCUAGUUUCGAGGCAUACAAGGGCUGGCUUGCCGAUAAGCAAACAGGGAAGACAAGCAUUGGGAAUAUCUUCAUUGCCGGUCUUGGGGCUGGAGUAACGGAAGCUGUUGCGGUCGUGACGCCCAUGGAAGUGGUGAAGAUUCGUCUACAAGCUCAACAACAUUCAUUGGCCGAUCCUCUUGAAGCCCCUCGGUACCGUAAUGCUGGCCAUGCUGUGUACACCAUCAUUCGUGAGGAAGGAAUCUCGACAUUGUAUCGUGGUGUCUCUUUGACGGCACUGAGACAAGCUACGAACCAGGGUGCCAACUUCACCGCGUACCAAGAAAUAAAGAAGCUUGCGCAUAAGUACCAGCCAGACUUGGUCGAGCUACCAUCCUACCAACACAUGAUGAUUGGUCUUAUCUCUGGAGCUAUGGGUCCGUUCUCAAAUGCACCAAUAGACACUAUCAAAACUCGUCUACAAAAAGCCAAAGCAACUCCAGGCCAAUCCUCCUUCCAGCGCAUAUUCGCGAUCGCUGCAGAUAUGUGGAAGAUGGAAGGUGUGCGGUCAUUCUACAAGGGCAUCACCCCGCGCGUGCUGCGCGUGGCACCCGGGCAGGCGAUCGUGUUCGCGGUUUAUGAACGCGUGAGCGGCGUUAUUGAGACGAUCAGCCCAAGAGUGAGAGAAGACGACGGGUAUUCAGAGUAA
Molecule: messenger RNA, 960 nt
Organism: Psilocybe cubensis
Lineage: Eukaryota; Fungi; Basidiomycota; Agaricomycetes; Agaricales; Agrocybaceae
Exons: 6
Coding region: 1-960 (319 amino acids)
Biological process (GO): succinate transport; fumarate transport; transmembrane transport
Source: RefSeq, a predicted model, not a curated record